This is a messenger RNA of Ruditapes philippinarum (Manila clam), 1490 nucleotides long. RefSeq lists its product as uncharacterized. The record is from RefSeq and is a predicted model, not a curated record. Gene Ontology annotation, molecular function: nucleic acid binding. The transcript has 8 exons. Lineage: Eukaryota; Metazoa; Mollusca; Bivalvia; Venerida; Veneridae. Bases 405 to 1490 code for a protein of 361 amino acids.
AUAGUAUAUAGAAAACAAUGGAUAACUGUUUUUUUUUUAAAUUGUACAACCUGUUACUUUCAACAUAAGCAUUUUUUAAAAGCUCACUAAAUGUAGAUUUUGUUAAACUUGUAUACUUAAUAUAACUGAUAAUGCAAUCAAAAUGUAAAACGAAUUAUUUUAACCUGAGGGGAAGCCCUACUUUCGCUUUCGAUUCAGAUUUGUAUAACAAAAUAUUGUGUGGAUUAUAUUUUUAUGUUUAAAGUUUACAUUUAAAUUAAUUUGAACUAUAAAUUCAACCCUGAUUUAGUGAAAGUGGUUAUCAUAAGACACCAACUUUGUACUGAACUGGUUAGGGCAAGGGAGGAAGCGCCAGGGAAGGAACUAGUAAAAAAAAAAGAAUAAUCCGACUGCCAGUCCAAGGCAUGCUAAAGGUACUAAAAGUGAUCUCUAACAUUCUCAUCAAGAGAAAAAUGCCAGUUUUACUGACAAUCCUGCUGAUGUUCCAGCUCUUUAUUGAGGGUAGACACAUAACAAGAGAAGGGGAUAUUGAAAAACGCCGAGCAUGUUCAACAAUUCCGACGUAUGAUAUCAAGUGUCAUGGGGCAUGUCCUACAGUAGACUCAUUAGCCUGGACCAAGAAUAAAGAAUUUAAGGAAUGUUUACAUCCUAAAACUUAUCACUGUGUAUAUGACAAUGAAACUCAUGAGUACAUUGAAGGUUGUGCUGAGCCAAUCUUUUGCAAUAGAGGUGAAGAACCUAUGCUGUAUAAUCAGGGAAAUAGUUUUAAUGUAGAGUGCAGACAUUGCAACGAUAUGCAACAUUUUAAUUCAGAGAAGAGAAAAUCAGAUACAUUUUCUGAAUGUUAUCAGGAAAGAAGAAAAUGCAAUUCUAAACUAGGAGAAGAGGAAUGCGACAAAUCUGAAGGAAUGGAAAUGUAUUACACACAGACAAAAUGCACAUGCAAAUGGAAGGAUAAUUAUAUCCCGGCAAAACCUGAUGCAACUUUUUGUUCGCCUGAAACUAUAUGUAUUUGGAGGAGGUGUGAAUACAAAAAUCAAAGUAGACUGUCUGAUUUUGAUUGCCACCAAGCAUGUGAAGAAGGCAUGGUUAGGAUAAAUGAUUCCAUUGCAUGUGUUCCUGAACCCAUAGCAAGAAAUGUAACUGGCACAACAAGUUCAAAUAGGGAAGAUCUAACAUCAGCGUUCACUUUUUCCUCAACUGAGCCAUCAACGUCCGCUAGAAACCCAGACGAAGAAAGCAAAGACAAUGCACCUACUCACCGUGCCCGGGAUACACAGCUGAUCAUUGAAAUCCAGCUUGGAGCAGAUGUACUCAGUCAUCCACCAUAUUCGCUUGAUCUUUCCCCGUGUGACUUCGCCUUGUGUCCCAGGUUGAAGAAAGAGUUGAGAGGGAAACGUUUUGACAAUCUGGACGAGAGGAGCGUUGUGAGGAGCCACCCAAUGCAUACUGUCAUCAUUCAUCCAGUCAUGGUAUGCGAGUACAUUUAG